CCCCCCCUUUCGCCCGGCCCAAUGAUCCGACUGAUCGCUCCGAUCCUGGGUUCUCCUCUGGCAGGCGGCCCCGCCCUGCGGCGACGCCCCAGCGGCCGCGGCUCCGCCGGCGCCGCGGCCGAGGGAGCGGCCAGUGCCGCGCAGUUACCGGAGCGCCACACCGAAGAGCGCCGCCUCGCACGGCGCCGCCCGCGGCUCGCUCCGGGACGGCGGCGGCGACCCUGCGGCGUCGCCGCAGCCGUCCGCCUGCAAGCUGGCGUCCCCGUCCAGGCCGCUGACGGGCACCACGACGGGCGACGACUCGCUGAUGAACGCGUCGUUCUCCACGAUGAACACCGCGUCGUGGCGCGAGGAGUGGACCCCGGGCUCCACGCAGAGGCUGCGGCCCUCGCUCGGCGGCCCCUCGCGCCUGCCGCCCAUCGGCUCCGGCAAGAAGGCGCCGCCGCUGCCCGCCGCGCCGCCCCGGCUGCCGCCCGUGGACCCGGGCCCGCUGUCGCGGCUCCCGCCGAUGCCGCCGGCGCCGCCAGCGCCGGCGCCGCCGGCGCUCCUCGCGGGUCGCGAGCCCGAAGCCCUCCGCGCCCAGCCAGAGGAGAGCGACCAAUGGCUGAGCGAGGCCGCCCUGGCGGCCGUGCCGCCAGCCCUGGGCAGCAGGCGGUUCGGCGCCGGCGCCGCGCGCGAGGCCGCCGCCAACAGGCCCAUGGCGCUCGCGGCGGAGGGCGGCAGCGGAACGCCCGGCGCCUCGCAGGUGCCCUCGCCCGCGAGCGGGGCGGGUCCCGUGGGCGCCGCAGACGGCGGCGGCUCCGCGCAGCAGGGGGAGGCGGCACACGCAAAGGUGCUCGACGAGGCGGCGAUCAAGAAGGCAAACUUCUCCGACCUCGCGCUCGCCUUCAUCACCAUGGAGGAGUUUGCCUGAGCUCAAGCGGUGGUGAAUGCCGGGACGGUCGGUCCCUGCUCAGUGAGCGCCCGCGCGCGCGCAAGCGGUGCUCGCGGCCGGUGAUCACCAGGGGGGGGGGUCUGGGAAUCCAAGGGGUCGGGGGAGAGCAGCCUGGAAUCCCGCUUUGGUGGCCGGCGGGCCCGCGGCCCGUCGCGCCACGCGGCGGCACCGCUGGGCCCCCCUGGCCGGGGGGGCUCCCGCCGCCGGCCUGCGGGGGCGCCGGCUCGAUGCCGGCGGAUGUCAGGGCUCGCCGCCCUCGCCUUGGAAACGCGUAUUAUAUGCGGCGCUAUUGUAGGCGUUGCGCCUCCUGUGGAACACCUGUUCCUACCCGCCCCGACUGUAUGCGCAGGGCCAGGGGCCCUUCGCGACGCUAUUGUAGGAGCGCAUGUUUUCAGGUGCUGCGGCGUGCUGCAGCACUGCACCUUCUGCGAGCACCAGAGUCGAGCAGCGCCGUCGCGACGGCAGCCCGGCGUCACUCCUCCUCUCCAGGGACGCGAUGGAUUCCUGGUGGGCACGGCAUCUUCUUCCUUAUCUUUUUCUGUGCUCGCCUUUUUGUCCGUUCCGAUGCUCGACCCUUCCUUUGGUGCUGGUGCACCUGGUGGCGCAGCUCUCAUUGCUUGCACUUUGCGAGCUCGGCCUGAAUAGUUCUUUUCCUCGUCUUCCUUCCUUGAGAUCUGACGUCGCGAAUAAGUUCCAACGCCCGGAUCUCGGAUUGAAUCUCGUCCUGCCGCCGCACAUUGGCGGGCUGAAGUUUCCCUUAUACUUAGGUGCUUCCCUGCUGCCUUGCACGCCUACUGCGCACGUCAAGCUGCUCCCCAGCGGCCUCUGCCGCGAAGCGGCUUGGCCACAGGUCUACGUGAUUCGACGCCGCAGCUUGAGAUCGGAAACGCAUGCCAUCCAUCCUCUCGCAUCUGUGGACCUUCUCUCGCUGCCUCUCUCCUCCACCUCGCCCCCUCUGACACCAUGGCGCCGCAUUGCAGUUCACAUCGGCCGAUGUUGCCUUGUGUCGGCCCUUGGACCCUCACGCAGCGG
This is a messenger RNA of Prorocentrum cordatum, 1966 nucleotides long. Lineage: Eukaryota; Dinophyceae; Prorocentrales; Prorocentraceae. The record is from the annotation of a GenBank genome assembly.